This is a messenger RNA of Exophiala bonariae, 975 nucleotides long. RefSeq lists its product as uncharacterized. Lineage: Eukaryota; Fungi; Ascomycota; Eurotiomycetes; Chaetothyriales; Herpotrichiellaceae. The record is from RefSeq and is a predicted model, not a curated record. The transcript is spliced from 3 exons. The coding region runs from base 1 to 975 and encodes 324 amino acids. Gene Ontology annotation, molecular function: iron ion binding; 2 iron, 2 sulfur cluster binding.
AUGGAUGCCACCAAGACUCUUCCUGCUUCAUGGUACUGCUCACAAAACCUCUAUCGACUUGAGCAACGGGCAGUCUUCUACAAAGCCUGGUAUUUUGUAGGUGCGGUACCCAGAUUCUCGGUCGAUCGCGAUGUCGACUACGAGUUCGCUGGGGUGACCAUCACCGUCCAUCAUGAUGGCGAGGAGAACUUUACGGUGACGAGGAAGUCUGAUGGUCAGCAACUCUCCAACUACCUAACGCCCACCGGCCUGCUAUUCGCAACCAUAGAUCCAUCAGCGCCACCAUUUGAGCAAUGGUUCCCAGCAUCAUUCUUGGAGCUUCUAUCACGAUAUAAUUUCCGGCGCCUGCCACACCGGCGGUCAAUUAAAUACCCCGGGCGGUUCAACUGGAAGACCAUGGUCGACGGCUACCAAGAGUGCCUGCACUGCCAGUACACGCACCGGUCGUUCAGCGUCAAAUACCCACCGACAUUCUACGAAGUGCACAACCACGCGACCUACAGCCGCCACAUCGCCGACCCGGCCAAGCCCGACGACGGCCUGUUCCUGUACUUCUUCCCCGUGUGCACGUUGAACCUGUACGGCGGGGGCAUGAGCAGUUUCCGCGUGUGCCCUGGCGAAAAGGUCGGCGAGACGAGGAUGGAGUUUGACUAUUACUUCGACGAUGGGAACGGUGGCGUCGAAGGGUUUGAGGAUUAUUUCAAGUUCGUGAGGAAGGUCGCCCUCGAGGACUUUGAGUUGUGUGAGGUCGCACAGGAGAACCUCGAGAGGGGCGUUUAUUCCCAGGGCGUGCUGAACCAGGUCAAGGAGAGUGGUGUAUUGCACUACCAACAAAUGACUCGGAAAAUGGUGGUGGAGAAAUUCAAGCAGGAGGAAGCAGAGCGAAAUGCUCUUGCGUCCGUGAGCAGCAGACAUAGCACUGCCAGCUUGGGAUAUAGUGUUGCCGCGCAGGAGGAUGUCUCUAUCUCGGCUUGA